AUGGAAUCUAGUUAUUGUCAUGACAUAACUCCAAUCAUCUCUAUUUUUCUUUUGUUUUUCUUGUUAUUUUCUCCGAUUUUUUCAGCUAAAGAUUUAAAAGAUUUAAGGAACGCAAAUACAACCUUCCACUCAAAUAAGAAGUUGACUAAUAAUACUAUGAAGAAGAUCAACAAACCCUUCGUCAAGUCAAUUAAGAGCCCAGAUGGUGAUAUAAUAGAUUGUGUUUUGAUUCAUUUACAGCCGGCGUUUGAUAUUCCUAUUUUGAAAGCUACAGGGCCAUUGGAUCCACCUGAGAUACCAAAUGGGAAUAAGAAAGGGGGAAUGGAAACAGAAGUUAAGCAGUUAUGGAAUUCAAAAGGUGAAUCAUGCCCACAAGGAACAAUUCCAAUAAGAAGGCAAACAGAAAGUGAGAUAUUUACAUCCGAUUCCAUUUCCACGUUUGGGAAGACAACUAGCAGGAAUGAUUUCUCUCCUUCUGAUAAUGGCCAUGAGCAUGCAAUUGGGUACGUAACCGAUGGAGAAUUUUAUGGAGCAAAGGCAACUUUAAAUGUAUGGGCUCCAAAUGUUACAAGGGCUCAUGAAUUUAGCCUUUCACAAAUUUGGGUUAUUGCGGAUGUUCCAACUCAUCCCUUGAGCACUUUUGAAGCUGGUUGGCAGGUUGCUCCGACCAUGUAUGGAACUAGUUCGCCAAGAUUAUUUAUCUUUUCGACAAACGAUGGGUAUCGAUCUGGAUGCUACAAUUUGAAAUGUCCAGGGUUUGUACAAACGACUCAGGAGAUUUCUCUUGGAGCUACUAUUUAUCCAGUAUCAACAUAUAAUGGCAGACAAUUCGAUAUCAAAGUAUUAAUCUGGAAGGAUCCAAGACAUGGGAACUGGUGGUUGAAGGUAGGAAACACUGUAGUUGGAUAUUGGCCUGUAGCUCUAUUCCCCGACUUUAAUAAACAUGCAACAACGAUUCAAUAUGGUGGAGAGGUGUAUAAUGCACAAAGGCCAGGUCAACAACACACAUCAACCAUAAUGGGUAGUGGCCACUUUCCAGCUGAAGGGUAUGGAAAAGCUUCAUAUGUUAGGAACAUGGAAAUUAUUGAUGAAUAUAAUGCGUUAAAACCAGUUGGUGAUGUUAAUUUAAUAGCAGAAAAACCAAAAUGUUAUGAUGUUAAAAAUGGGUUUGAUAAGUUUUGGGGUUAUUAUAUAUUUUUUGGAGGGCCUGGAAAUAAUCCAAAUUGUCACUAA
Lactuca sativa (garden lettuce) is the source of this 1233-nucleotide messenger RNA. RefSeq names its product protein neprosin. Lineage: Eukaryota; Viridiplantae; Streptophyta; Magnoliopsida; Asterales; Asteraceae. The record is from RefSeq and is a predicted model, not a curated record.